This is a messenger RNA of Trypanosoma cruzi, 2700 nucleotides long. RefSeq names its product trans-sialidase, putative. The transcript has a single exon. Gene Ontology annotation, molecular function: exo-alpha-sialidase activity. NCBI's taxonomy places the organism in Eukaryota, Euglenozoa, Kinetoplastea, Trypanosomatida, Trypanosomatidae. The coding region runs from base 1 to 2700 and encodes 899 amino acids. The record is from RefSeq and is a predicted model, not a curated record.
AUGCUCUCACGUGUUGCUGCAGUGUUGGCACCCCGCACACACAACCGUCGCCGCGUGACCGGAUCCAGCGGAAGGAGGAGGGAAGGAGGAGAGAGUGAGCCGCAGAGGCCCAACAUGUCCCGGCGUGUGUUUACUUUCGCGGUGCUGCUCCUCUUCCUCCUCGUUAUGAUGUGCUGCGCCUGCGAAGCCGCACACGCGGAGAACAGUGCUUCAGGGACUGAUCCGAAGUUUGAAUGGAAGGACGCCAAUGGUGGUGUAGCUGUGGACUCGUUGGGUGUUCCCGGCCUUUUAAAAGUGGGGAGUGACGUAUUUGCCGUUGCCGAGGCGCAGUGCAAGGAGGGUGAAACCAUCUUUACUGGCAUUGCAACUCAAAUUGUGACGACAGCAAAGGCUAACGAACCGAAGGAAGUGCUGAAGGAUGCCAUAAGGGAUACACAGGUUCUGGAGGAAGGCACUACCGCAAUCAAGAAGAAAGUAGACGUGAGUCGACCAAAAACAGUUGUGAAGGAAAAUGAAAUUUACAUGCUUGCUGGAAAAUACAGCCGGACAGCUGCCGCUGAUGCUGGAGAGAGUGGUGGAGGUGACUGGGGACUUUUGCUGAUGAGAGGGAACGUCAGUGUUGAGGGAGGCAACCGAAAAAUCCAAUGGAAUGAGAACCAGCGACUGGUCCGCACUUUAUGUGAGGACGAACACGAUUCCUUGAUGCAGCUUGUUGCAGGCGGUGGAUCUGGUAUUCAGACGGAGGACGGCACGCUUGUGUUCCCAGUGGAAGCCACAAAGAAGAAUUCGGGGCAGAGCGAAGUUGUGGGCGGAAAGACUGUCUUGCUGCUCAUGUACUCUUCGGAUGCUUCGAAUUGGAAGCUGUCGAAGGGGAUGUCUGCCGGUGGCUGCAGUGAUCCCUCCGUUGUGGAGUGGGAGGACAAUAAACUCAUCAUGAUGACUGCGUGUGAUGAUGGCCGCCGCAGGGUGUACGAGAUCAAUGACAAGGGGGAUUCGUGGACGGAGGCACUCGGGACACUCUCGCGUGUGUGGGGAAGCCCAAAAGGCGCAAACGUGAAGGCUGUUGGGAGCGGGUUCGUCACAGCGACUGUUGGCAAUGGAAAUGAUGAUAAGAGAAGGGUGAUGCUCGUCACUCUGCCUAUGCCUCCUACGGAGAGGGAAGAGGAGGAAAAGGAAAAGGGCGAACUCCAUCUUUGGCUGACGGACAAUACGCACAUUGUUGAUAUUGGGCCGGUAUCCGGUGAUGAUGACGAUGACGCUGCGGCCAGCUCCCUGUUGUACAAAAGUGCUGGAAGUGGAAAUAAUAAGAAGAAGGAUGAGUUGAUUGCACUGUACGAGAAGAAGAAGGGCAGUGAAAAACCAUCGUCACACAGUCUUUGGUCUGCGCUUCUGACUGAGCAGCUGCAGCGGGUGAAGGAGGUGGUGGCGACUUGGAAGAAAGUGGACGAACGUGUCUCCAAACUGUGCCCCACUUUAAGUGCUGCGGAGAGUGCCUCGACUGGCACUGUCUGCACUUCUGUGGUCACGGAUGGACUGGUUGGCUUUUUGUCCGGCAACUUCUCUGAGAAUACGUGGAGGGACGAGUACCUCGGGGUGAACGCCACAGUGAAGAGUGGUAUUGGUGCAGCAGGGACUACCGAUGGCGUGACGUUCACAGGGCGUGGCGCGGGGGCGGAGUGGCCUGUUGGCAGGCAGGGGCGGAAUCAGCUGUACCACUUUGCGAACUACUACUUCACUCUUGUGGCGACGGUGUCCAUCGAUAAGGUGCCGGAGGAGGAGGGUCCUAUUUCUUUGAUGGGUGCGACGAUGAAUGGCGAUGAUAAGACUGUUCUCCUGGGACUGUCGUACGACAGCGAAAAGAAGUGGCAGGUGCUGUGCGAUGGCGUACCGAAUUCUGGGAAGCUCAGCAGCACUUUGGGGUCAACACACCACGUGGUAAUUUUGCUACGGAACGGCAGCCAGGGCUCCGUGUACGUUGAUGGUCAGCAAUUAAAUGGGAAUGAAGCGUGUGCAUUGGGAAAUAGGGAUUCAAAAGGGAUCUCCCACUUCUACAUUGGAGGGGAUGGAGAAAACGCAGGGGGCCAAGAAGAGGUGCAUUUGACGGUGACGAACGUCCUACUGUACAACCGCCCGUUGGAUGAAGCAGAGAUUGGCGCCCUUAACCCGAAUAAAGAACCAAUUCAACUUUUGAAAGAGAAUCCGUCGGCGCCUUCAAAAGUUUCUUCUGAUUCCAUUAUACCUCCCAGUCAUCCGGCGACCCCGAAUGCUCAGAAAACCGAAGCUUCGUCUACUCCUGCCGGAAGACAUCCGAUGGAACAGGGACAGUCGAUGGAGAGCAGUAAAGAUGCGGACAGUGGCGGUGCAUCCACAGCAGCGGUGCCCACUAUAACUACUUCCUCAGCAGGAAAGGACACCGUAAAGCGGGUAGCUUCAGGAACAUCUCCCGAUGGAACUCAAACUGUAGAUGGCAGUUCUACUGCUGAUGGCGAGCCAACGAUGGAGACAAGAGAAGGAGGAACGAAUGGGCAGGAAGAGGAGGUUAAUACGCAGAUCAGGGAAGUAAAUGCUACGGCACUCAGCAGCAGUCUCGGAAAUGUGUCGCAGGGGAAUAACAGCGAUUCCGGCACUGUGCGUGAGUGCGGACUGCUGCCAUCGUUGCUUCUUCUGCUGCUGGGACUGUGGGGGUUUGCGGCUGCGUGA